UUCCCUGCCUCGAUCUGCAGAAGUAAGAAUUUCUCUAUAUUGUAUUUGUUUGUUUAGUUCGUGAGUUCGAUUAAUUAAUUCCAUGGCGAGGAAUAUGAGUAGUGGUAAUGAAUCCAGAUGCGCUUAUUCUUUGUCUUCUUUCGACCAGAGGCUUGCCCUAGCCAAACGCUGUUCUCGCGAGGGUGUAAUGGCAGGAGCUAAGGCUGCAGCUGUCGCUACUAUUGCUACUGCUAUCCCCACUGUUGCAAGUGCAAGGAUGCUGCCAUGGGCGAAAGCUCACCUGAAUCCCACCGCUCAGGCACUCAUCGUCUCCACCGUCGCCGGAAUGGCAUACUUCAUAGUCGCCGACAAGACUGUCCUGGCCACCGCCCGCCGGAACUCCUUCACCUCCGCCCAUUCAAGCAAUAACUGAUAAACGGCGCCGCCGUCGAUAGUGUCUCCGUUUGAGAGAAGACAACGUUGUAACUUGCUCGUCAAUGCCUAUGAUAUUAUGAUAAUAUGAAAAUUAAAUUUACCUGUCA
This is a messenger RNA of Andrographis paniculata, 521 nucleotides long. RefSeq names its product early nodulin-93-like. NCBI's taxonomy places the organism in Eukaryota, Viridiplantae, Streptophyta, Magnoliopsida, Lamiales, Acanthaceae. The transcript is spliced from 4 exons. Bases 83 to 412 code for a protein of 109 amino acids. The record is from RefSeq and is a predicted model, not a curated record.